Psammomys obesus (fat sand rat) is the source of this 2256-nucleotide messenger RNA. RefSeq names its product shisa family member 4 (gene Shisa4). The record is from RefSeq and is a predicted model, not a curated record. NCBI's taxonomy places the organism in Eukaryota, Metazoa, Chordata, Mammalia, Rodentia, Muridae. The coding region runs from base 280 to 873 and encodes 197 amino acids. The transcript has 5 exons.
CCGCAUCGUCAGGGACAGGGAGGGCAGGGCUGUGUCUUGGGGUGAGGGGCGCCUAGCGGUACUGAGGCGGGUGGGCGUCGCUGGUGGGCAGACCCCUGGGCGGGGCCCAGGCAGGGUUACUGCUGGCGGGGCGUUAGUCCCGCCCCAAGGAGGCGGGAGAGAAGCCAGAGCCUGGCCGCGGGCUGGGCGGUGCUGCAGCUCCCGCCGGCCGGCUUCGUCCAGCUUUGUCCUGCGGCCCCUUUUGCAGGCCGUCCUGGCCGCGCCCAGCCCCCUCCCGCCAUGCCGCCCGCGGGGCCCCGCGGGGCCGCGCCACUUGCUGCCGUCGUCCUGCUGGUGCUUGGGGCUCCUCUGGCGCUGACAAGUGAAGACUGCUUGUGGUAUCUGGACCGGAAUGGCUCCUGGCAUCCAGGAUUCGACUGCGAGUUCUUCACCUUCUGCUGCGGGACCUGCUACCAGCGGUACUGCUGCAGGGACCUGACCUUACUCAUCACCGAAAGACAGCAGAAGCACUGCCUAGCCUUCAGUCCCAAGACCAUAGCAGGCAUCGCUUCUGCUGUCAUCCUCUUUGUUGCUGUGGUUGCCACCACCAUCUGCUGCUUCCUCUGUUCCUGCUGCUACCUAUACCGACGGCGCCAACAACUCCAGAGCCCGUUUGAAGGCCAGGAGAUUCCGAUGACAGGCAUCCCAAUGCAGCCAGUAUACCAAUACCCCCCGGACCCCAAAGCUGCUCCUAUCCCUCCACAGCCUGGUUUCAUGUACCCACCUAGUGGCCCUGCUCCUCAGUACCCUCUCUACCCAGCAGGACCCCCAAUCUACAACCCUGCGGCUCCUCCCCCCUAUAUGCCACCACAGCCCUCUUACCCAGGAGCCUGAAGAAACAGCUGUGUCUUCCAUGAUGCCCUUUUUUGGGAGAUUCCCCAUCCUGUACCUGCAUCCAGCCCUGGGGGUGGGCAUGGGUCUUCUAGUCACCAGGCCCCAGAUCAAGCCAAGCCCUGGGCCCUGCUGGGGACAGAGCCCCAGAGAAAUGGAACGUGAGCUGAGUUGGAACCAGGCCAUGGAUGAGGGGUGGGUAGGGAGGGCUUGGGAUUCGUGGGCUAUUUUUAAUGGGAGACAGGGAGUAAGAUGAGAACCUAGGUCACAGUGUGUGUUUUCAAGUAGUCCCUCUGCUCCCAGGAUCCCAGUCAGAAAGGUGGGGCCGCUCCUACUUGCCCACUUUGGGAUGCAGUGGAGAUAGUGGAGGGCUCUAUCAACAGCUGGCCAUAGCCCUUUCCUCUGGCUGCCCCACUGGCCAGAGCUCAGGCCUCCUGGAUUAAAGCUGUAAUGAUCUAAUGCAUGCUAGUGGAAUCAUUGGCCCCUUCUCUGAGCCAUGCCUUCUGCUCAACCCAGGCUGCUGCCUACUCCAUAUUCCACAGCAGGGGUUGGGGAGCACCAGUGGGACAAGAGCUCCACUAUCAGCUCCAGCCCAGGCGGAACCCCCAAAGAUCCAUAGGCUGUUUUCAAAAGCGAGUGAGGUAGAGUUGUAGCAGCUAGAAAGAGGGUACUGGCCUGCAUUUCAGGGCCAGGACUCUGGGACAUCUGAGGCACCACCAGCUGUAUGAAGGCACCUCCCCAUCCAAAUAUACUUAGAUUCAAGUUUGGCUCUCACCACUGUCUAACCUUGAGCAUGCUUCUGAAUGUCUCCAAACCCCAGUGUCUUCAUCUAUAAAACAGGAGUAAUUCCUGUGAGAAGGGUGAUAUACAAUGGAAUUGAAACUAUGAGUCCGUCCUUCCUUCCUUCCUGAUUGGAGGCACAGGAACGGGAGCCAAGUGCAGAGCUGUGGCUACCCAACAUGCUGGUGUAAGGCGCUUGUGUCAAUUGCUUGAGCCUCAUGGGAUGCUAAGGUGUCAGGUCCUUCAGGCCUAUGCCAGGGUCCAGGGAAGCUAGGUAUAAGGACUGCAAAGACUUCCUAGAAGAGGAGCCCGGCAGUGGCAGUGGCAGUGGCUACACAGAACUGUCUGCCCAUCUUCCCUGGCUCUGCUCCUUGAGGUCAUAGUCUUUGUGCUCUCAAGACAUCUGGUGACAGACACAGGGAAGGGGAUUCUAGAGUUUUGAAGUUUGGCAAUGCUGGGAAUGGGACCCGGGACCUCAGGCAUGACGGCUAUGUGCUCUGCUACUAAAACACACCACUUUUUAAAUGUUUUUUACUUAAUUUUAUUUUAUGUGCAUUUGUAUUUUGCCUGCAUUCAUCUGUGUGAGGGUGUCAGAUCACCUGGAAA